AUGAAGGCUGCUGCGGUGAUCAGCCAAGUUCGCGACGCCACCUCUGCCAUUGCGGGACACGAAGACAUUGUUCGGAUUAUUCUUGAGGCUGAUAAUAUGGUCGACCUGAAUACUCCCACGUACCACACGAAGGAGACGCUCGCCCAUUUGGCUGUCAAGCACGGACAUCGCAGUUUGUACGAGAUGCUUCUUGAGGUUGGAGCGGAUCUCCGCAUCAAGGACGGUGAAGGAAGACGGAUUUGUGACGUCACAAACGAUCGAGAGUGGAGGCGUGAAAUUGCAGCGUCCAUCGCUGAGAUCGAGAGAUGCGAAGCUGAUAACGAGAGCAAGAAGAAUCGCGAUGGACUCUUCCGUCACCAGAGCGACCUCCGAGCUGAACGUCUGCGUCAGUCAGUAAAUAGUCAGCGCGAUGAAGAACGUCGACGUGAAGUGGAAAAUGCCACCACAAACGCGGCCAAUACUAUGUCGAAGAAAAAGAAACAGAAGAAAAAGAAGAAGAAGAAAUGCAAUGCGACGGCGAACGUUUUCACUCCAAUUGCCACAGUGACGGCAGACGAUUUAGCAGAAGCAACAAACUUGCUGAAGGAUUUAUUGGUUCCAAGCAGCUCAGAUAUUGACCCAAACGAUGAUACGAAGCCGGCAGCAUUGCGGGAGAUCAGUGAUGAGGAUACAGCGGCGAUGUUUGGUCGCCUGAGAGACCCGAACAUUUCUGCGGCCGACAAAACCGACGACGUGCAACGUGCUUGUCAACUAAUCAAGAAGCUAGAGAGCUUGGUGACAGCUUCCAGUCACCCAAGCCGACUCAACUCCACGGAUCGACGCGACCGAGUCGCUAUCGCUUCCGAGGCGUUGCAAGUCAUCCACUUGAUGCAGAAACUCCGUCGAGUCAACGACCCCGCCAUCGCUGUCCCCGCUCUCUCGUCGGUGCGCCAACUCUGUGCUACGACGCUCAAGUUUACGAGUUUUGUCAUUGGAACCGCGCAGCUCAGCGUGUCCGUGAACCGGAAGCCACAAGCCAAGGAGAUUCUGGAUCUAUUGGAGAAGCGCUUGGUGAAGAUGCCCUUUGACAAGAGAGAAGCUCCAAUGUAUCGGGAGCUGGUGCACGUACUCUGUAGCUCGGGAUGCGAUUGGUUUGGACCAGACUUCUAG
This is a messenger RNA of Phytophthora infestans T30-4, 1149 nucleotides long. RefSeq lists its product as uncharacterized. NCBI's taxonomy places the organism in Eukaryota, Oomycota, Peronosporomycetes, Peronosporales, Peronosporaceae. Bases 1 to 1149 code for a protein of 382 amino acids. The transcript has 2 exons. Gene Ontology annotation, molecular function: protein binding. The record is from RefSeq and is a predicted model, not a curated record.